Cinara cedri is the source of this 19962-nucleotide messenger RNA. Lineage: Eukaryota; Metazoa; Arthropoda; Insecta; Hemiptera; Aphididae. The record is from the annotation of a GenBank genome assembly.
AUGAGCAUCGCCGCCUUAUUGCAAGCCGCCGAGUACCUGGAAAGGCGCGAAAGAGGCAAGUUUUCGACUCCGCCGCCGCCGCCACCGCCGCCGUCGGCAGCCCCGGACACGGCCGCCGCGGCUACAGCCGUCGCCACUUACGCGGCGGCCAACACCAAUCGCGCCAACACCGUCAUCAGCGCGGCCGAUCGCGUGAACACCGUGGUGUUUUUCGCCGAAGCGGAACACGGGUACGCGUCGCCGAUGCCGAUCACGAUCGAUCUCAAGGGGAAGAGGCAGAAGACGAAGAAGUCGCAGGGCAAUCGGUACGUUACCCGUAUAUCGCUUUCUGUCGUUUGUGGCAUCCGUUAUCAUAAUCCGCGCGUCUUUUGCGGUAUCCACGGCGAAGACGUCGUGCCACUCGCCGCGUUUCGGUGACACAAAGCUUACCGGGGGCCGGGCAAUAACGAUUUACUUACAACAGCGGAAACGAGCCGAUCUCGCAUUUCCCCCGCGGUUCGGGUUACGACGAUCGACGUCAUCGGCGUAUCGUUUUUAAUAACAAUCAGUCGUUAGUCACACGAGGGUGCCGUGUAAUAGACGCGGGCCCCAGAACCGUUUCGAAUAAACCCGCGCUGAACGCAUUGGCCGUCGCCACAUAGGCGCUAUGCACACAUUUAAUAUGCGCGCGGAGGAGCCGUUGUUAUGUAUUAGUUAGUUAGUUAGUCAGUCGCGUAUAAUGACAACAACAAUACUACAGUGUUGUAUUUUCGGGCUAAAAAAGUCGCGAUAUGACCUUUUAAAUGUCAAGGUUAAUAGAGCUCGCGCCUCGGUGACAACGCAGCCGCCGUCGCUCCCCCUCCCCCCUCCGCUCCGUCCGAUCGGCGGCGGAACAAUCGCGUAUCGCGCGCGCGGGCACCAGUUCCCGCCGAACGCGUUGUUUUCCGCCGAAGCUCACCGGUAGUCGUCAAUAUACGUACAAUACAAAUGCAAUAAAUAUUAUAUUAUCGAUUUCACAUCGGUUUGCCGUGUAUGCACGGACAACGACCAAUGAUAUAAUCGCAGGCGGCCGUUAUUGCUGGCCGCGCACGGUCAGCGUUGCAGGCGCGUCGCCCAAACAGCGAAAACGCGUUCGCCGGCCGGCCGUAGGGUUGACUACGCGGAAACGGAGCCGGACAAUCGACUUUCGGCUAUCAUGUAGUUGACGGCCGUUAUCUAUUUCUAAUUUACGCCGCGUGGACGCUUGGCUGUUAAUGGCGGGCAACGCGUCUAUUAUUGUACCCCGAACUGUGUGUGUGUGUGUGUGUGUGUGUCAGAGAGAGAGAGAGAGAGAGUGAGCGAGCGAGAAAGAGAGAGGAAGAGACAGUGAUAGAUAGCACGACAAAGAUAACACGGCUGUUGGAGAGAGAUAACGCGAAAUAACACCGAUCAAUACGCUGAUGCAGAAAUGUCCCGUCGUCUAUUUCUCUAUUAUCUGUAUGAUCCGAACACGUGCCAAUCCGCCGAGUGCCAAUAACAGCCGACAAGUCCCGUACGCUAUAUGACGCGUGUGUACCGCACUCCACUGUUUCCGAUAAUUUUAAUGUUUCGUCCUGAUCGGCGACGACGAACCAGGGUCGAGACGAGGAGGAUACAUCUCCGUGUCCGUCCCGACCUUAUGCCGUUCAACGUGUUUAUAACAAUAAUGCGUUUUGUAUAGCUUGUAUCUAAGUAAAUAUGAAUUGUACUCGCAUUGUAGCGAAAAAAAAAUUGCGCCUAAAUAGUAAUAAAUGUUAAAAAAAUCAGCCUCGUCCAAGACAAAAUCGUUUGACUAUCAUCAGUCCUAAUCUAUAGAGAUUGGGUUUUAAUAUCAUUUCGAAAUUACGAUUAGGCCAGUGAUUAGAGGUAUAGGCACCUAUUAUAAAUUAAACUGUAUUCUUCUGUUUUUUCCUUAUCGUCUUCUCUGAUUUCUAAGCUUCUUUACAUCACCCCAUCUCACGCCCAUUCCGCCCACCACCGUCUAUAUCCACUGCAGCUUUUUCUUCGCGGUUCGAACCUCUGCCUAGUAAUUUCACAGCCCCCCUUUUUUUUUAUCGAGUAGGUACAUCGCUAUAGACACAAAACUAUAUGGUUCUCUGGCGGUAUCCUAUUUCAAGUUUUAAAAAAAACAGGCGAUGCACGUGCGAUAAUUGCAAUAAUAUAUAUUAGGUUGGUAGGCAAGUAGAAGAAACAUAAGUAUUUAUGCGAAAAACACACGUUUUGUUUACACACAAUAUACAUACAGUAUAUAUAAACAAAAAAAAAAAAAAAUAAAAAAUACACAGAGAUUUACAGUAAAUACUAAAUAUAAGUACUGUAGUUUUUCUCUAAAAUCGUAUAAAGUAAUUAUACUACGACUGCUUAUUUACUCUGGUGUACUUACAUAUUUAGGGACAUCUGACUUUUAUCUGUGUGUCUUUUUUAAUACAACGUUCUAACGUUCAUUAUGAACUUGAAAAAUAAUUUUUACAAAGUGCAAACCGAGGUGCAAACUUAUGUACAACUUUUCACUUCUGUGUAGAAACCUUUUCUAUACCGGUACCCGUCUACAUUUGCAUAAUUUUGUUUAACUUUCGGUUUAAUUAUUUUAACGGACGAAACUAUUAUAAUUUCGAUUUUCUUUUUUUGCAGUCCGUUUUAUAGAAUAUACAUAGAUAUCAGGCAAUUACCUAUUGACUUACUCGUACGCAAAAGUAUUUUUUUAAUUUUUUUAAAUGAAAAAAUGGCAAAUGCGAAUAUCCGCGGGCCUGUAUCUAUAUCAUUUUCAGGAUCAUUUUUUUUUUUAAUACUCGUGUUUGCAUUUCUCACUCUACUACCCCUUCCCGUCCGUUCUGGGCGUUUUUUUCGUAUAAUUACGAAAGCCUAUAUGUAUAAGGACCUAUACCUACUAUUUCUGCUCCUCCGUCCUGUCCCCGAAGCGGGUUUUUUUUUUUAUUUUUUUUUUUAUAGUCGCCUACUUACACAAGACAAAGGCUUCCGGGAAGGAAAUUGCCAUCACAUGUACGCUCGCUACGGUGUUUACACGUUGCCGAUACGGACUGAGGGUUUAUUCAAUGUUUUUUUUUUUCAACCCCUUAGGGCGAAGGGUGAAAUAAUUUAUCGGUUUCUUUUUUAUUCUAUAUAGGUAUAUGUCUGCCUACUUAUAUAAUACCGCUAUAUAUAUACACACAAACAUCUUAUACCUAUACACGUAUAUAAUAAUAAAAUGUCAUUUGAAAACGUAUUCAUAAAAGCUUUUCUUCGUAUAAUACUACACGUAUAUAUUUAUUAUAUAUAGGUGUAUGUGUGUGUAUAUAUCUCGGUAGUUUUUUUUUUAAAUUUUAUUUUUAAUUACAAACGAAGGGAAAAAAGUUUCAUAAACUAUUAAAAUAAUUGAAGUUUUUACAAGAAACUUUUUUUUUUUUUACUCUGCAUAUUUACACAAUACGACGGAGUAUAACGACAAAGCAAUACCAGUUUAAUCAUUUGAUUUUUUUAUUUUUUUUAUUUUUAUUAUGUCUGGUUAAAAAAAAAAAAAUAACAAAAACAAAACCCGACAAAUUACAUUAAUUUGUCGUAUGCAAACAAAAUCGUAUACGGGUAAAUUAAUAAACAGAUUAAGUAUCGAAUCGAGGCUGUUUUGUAAAGUCUAGUUGAAUUUCAUUUCGCAAAAUACAUUUAAAGUACUGCACUUGGUUGCGUUCGGUCUCAUGAUUGUGUUUUUGAAUUUUGUGCGAUCUGCCGAUUGUAAUGUUAACCGGUUUUUAUUGAAGUACUGCAUUGACACAGGUAUUAUGGAAUAUACUGUUACAUAAAUUCGAUUGAAAGCGAUUCGGGUUUUCGUAUAUUUACAACCAACGAACCGGAGUAAAAUAAACGUACGUCCACUCGUCCAAUUUCUGUUAUGAAAAACCGAUUUGACUUGGUGUAUAAUAAUAUGUGUAUUUCGUAGAGUAGAAAAAUAUUUUCAUUUUAUUUUUUAUGACACUUAAGUACGAGUUUAUUUCAAGAAAAAAAAGGUAAACUUUUCGCGUACUUUCACUAAAACUAAUUGUAUACAAAACUAAACAAAUGUUUCCUGCGAAAUAUAGAUAGAAAAAAUACCUAUAUGUUUUCGAAAUUACAAUCGGACGAGCGGUAGCGGGGUGAAUUUUAUUCCAGCUCAUUGGCCCAAAACGCCGUAAAAACCACUUACCGCCCCUGUAAAUAGUAAAAUCAUACUCUACUUCGGCGAAAAUAAUUAUUGUCUAUCCUCGGUUUUUUUUUUUUUUUUAGUGAACUAUAUUAAUUAUUUAUUAAUCUCCAUUUUCGUAUUUGAAUAUUUUAUAUACGAUUAAAAAGAUAAGUAAAUUUAAAUAUUAUUAUACUGAAGAAAUAUCCGUGGAAAUGUCAUGCAAUUUGUUCCAUACAUUUUUACUGAAAAUCAGUUUUUUUUUUUUAUCGAAUUGAAUAAUAAGUCGAAUACUAUAUACAAUACAAAAAUAAAAUAUAUUCUACUAAAUACUAAUGUAUAUUUAUUUUGUAUUUCUGCGUCACUAUAUACAUAUCAUAUCAGAUUUCUAUCGUAUUUCUAUUGGAACACAUCUGACACAAUCUAAAAUCUUACCUUUACCUGUAUGAAUAAUGUAAAAUAAUUUGUUUACUCAAAAAAAUAAUAUGCUUCAAUUCAAACGUCUAUAAUAUGGUAAACAAUAGGUAUCUCAUUCUGUAUUCAUUUAUUUAUAAGCAUAUAUCUAUAUUCUAUAAUAUGCAUGCAUCAUGAAUGAAUACAAAUUUCUAAAAUCAUUAGGUACAGAAUAAUAUCGUCAAUACCUAUCAUAACUUGCGUAGGAUAAGUCUAUUAAGAAAGAAAAAAAGAUACUGUUCCACCUACGAAAAAUAUGCUUUUUUUUUUUUUUUUUAUUAAAAGUAAAUUCGGUUAUUUUCAUUAUAGCGCUUGUAUGUAUACAAUGGUAUACGUUACAACAUUUAUAGUUGAUGUUGUUGUUAAUGGUGAAUACAUGUGUCUCGGGCUCGUAUUAAGGUUUCCGUAUCUCUAUACGAAUAAUAAAAAGUAUAUUUCUGUGGAAACCUUUUAGACCAGUUUUUCAAUUACGAUUAUCGCAAUCGUCACCUGUCGGUUUUUCAGAAAGAAAAAAAAAACCCGUAGGAAAGUAGUUUUGUAUAUAUUUUAUAUAGGUAUCGCACGAAAGACUCGAAUGCAUUUGAUUUCAACAGGACCGCGCCGUUUUCCCCAAGCAUGUAUCCUAAGUCUUAUUACCGGCGAUAAUAACAGUUACUCCGCAAUCGGGCUAAUAAAAUCUUUACUUGACGCGGGUCCGUAAAUUUUCAAUGUCCCGAGUUCGAGUUUCUGUUCCGGGUCGGCCGAUAUUGUAUAAGAGAACGGUCCGACGACACGGCAGAACGAUCAGUUUAUUGUUGUCUAAACAAGACCGCGGACGUUUUUAAAUUCUAACGAUGAUAUAUCUAUGUCGAUGUUAUUGUGCACUCGUCGAAAUAUUUGGUUAACGCGAAUAAUAUUGCGGGGAUUCGCGCGGUACGGAAAAAUAAAAAAAAAAAUUUUUACUCAUUUAUAAUGAUGUUUCGGAUAAAAUUAUCAGGCCCUUUUUUUUUUUUUUAAUAUUACGAGUCACGACCCGAGCUUACCUGUAUAUAGGUAUUUGAGUCGGUAUAUUUGUAUAUAUUUCAAAUUGUAUGCGUAUACUAAUUUACCACAUAACACACAUCAGUGAUGUAUUGUAGGUAAACGAAGUGUCGAACAUUCAAAUUUAAAAAGAAGUGUUCUACUAUAGCGUGUUACGAUUAUACACAUCGGUUCAUGUGUAUAUGUCUGAUUACUUAUUGGAAAAAAUAGAAUGUAAGCCUAAUGAUUUAAAUAUUUUCGUUACGUAAAUGUCGAUAAUAUUUUUUUUACAUUUUUCACUGGAUUUUUCCUAGUUGUGCAGGUUGAAAAAGUUAGGUCGAUUCGGAAUAAAUUAUAAUUCGGUAGCUUAUUAGCUAAUUAGCUCUAAUACAGAGCGGCAUCCAAUUGUACUUUAACGGCCGUUUCUUGAACAAAUUAAAUUGCGCCGUGAAUUAGAAGAGAUAAAUAUUGUUGUCAGCUUUAGUAUUAGAUCCUGUACCAGGAAUUGAUGUGCAGGCUUUUCGGCUCACGGGGUCCAAGAGCGCACAGAAGAUUCGAUCAGUUUUUGACAUUAUAGAUGAGACCCUUGAUGAGACAUUUAGGUACUAUAAAAUGUCAUAAUAAAGCUGAAACUGCAGGAUCUCGUGCCUUGUCGUCACUCUUAUAAUGAAAUGUAUUUUUUCGGUGUGGUUAAAAUAUAAAACGUAAAUAUCGAACUUGAAAAAUACCCGAAACAUUAAUUUGUCUUAUGUUAUUCUAACAGUCAAUGUUAUAAUUGAAUCUUCAAUUGUAUUUGAACACCUACACAUAGAUUUUAGAAUUUUCGAGCCUGCAAUAGUUAUCCGAGAGGUUAUUACAAUGUUGCGCGUAGUAUUUCUGUCGACAUUGCUGCAAAUUAAACUAACUAUUGAUGAUGAUUUUAAAGACUUCAAAAUUCUGUAUAUGUAGUUUUUGAAAUAAAAUUGUAGACAAAUUUUUAGAUAGGUAUAAACAAAUUGAGCUCACAUUUGUUGUGAAAAUAAACGUUAUAUUUAUUUAUCUAUUCUUACUCUAAUUCAUACUUCGGAGUUUUAAUUUCAAAUUUUUCAAACCGAUUUUCUUAUAGACAGAAUCUUUUUUAGAAUAAUACGAUAAUUUAUUAUGGGUAUCGAUUAUACCGUUCCUUUCAAAUUUAUAAUACUUAAAGGUAGCAUUUCUCAACCAUAGGGCCACGACUCAAUUCCGGAUCGCGGAUAAUAAUUUUGAAUGGGUUGCUAAAAAAUUAAAACAUUAAUAUAAUAUUUUCAUUUCAGACUAAGUGUAUAAAAUAGUUUUAAAUGUGUUAUAAUUAACGAAAUAUUUUUAUUUUUUUUUUGACAAACAAGUAUAAAUUCAUAAUUUUGUACUAUGGUCUUUCAGUGCUGCGAAUAUACUUUAUCGGUCGAUAUUCUCGGAAACGAUUAAAUUUGAUAAAUUGUUGAGUUGUAUUUGUUUUAGUAUUAAUUACCGAUAUUUUGAACUUCACAAUUACUCGUUUAGUCGUGUAUAUUAGGUACUUUAAAAACAAAUGGAAGGUAACGCUACUAACACUUUACUUUAGUUAUGACAAUUGAAUGAUUAAGUGAAUUGGGUAGGGUGGGUAAACCCCAAUGUGAAUCAAUUUCAAAAAGGUCGCAUGAAAAAUUGGGUAAAUAUCUUGGGUUGCCAAUAUACACAAAGUUUGAGAACCGCUACUUAAGAGGAUGCCAUGCGCAGGGACAACCUAAUCCAUUAUUAAUAUUGAAGUGAAUUGACCUACUAUCAAAUUUAUAGAUAAGAACAUUAUCUGUGUCGUGUCGUCGUUGUUUUCGUUAUUUCAAUAUUUAAAUAAAAUAAAAUUGGAAUAUUUCACACGUUCAUAUCUCGUUUGUAAAUUAGAAUUACGAAAAAAAUAAAAACGACAAUACGAUACGGAUUAUGGCCUUAUCUCCAAGUUACAGGUCGAUUCACUCCAACUGACAACAUAGAGUUUUUCGCGUUGAACGAAAAUUUGUACGGUUGAAAGCGACGGAGACAAGUACAUGUGCAUGGAUCAUAUUCUUCUUUUCGUCUUCAAUCGUUUGAUUGGUUUGCAGCAGUUGUCCAUGCAUCCUAUUUAUAAAUUAAAUUUUUUAACUCUUUAUAGCUGUUCUUACUCCUUGCCCAUAUCUAUGAUGAUUUAUUUCAUAUAUUCCAUCCUUGGUGUUUCGAUGUGGUCUUCUUAUAUACGUAUCCUUCUAUAACUUUUUUAGUUAGACUAUCGUGACGUAUACGCAAAUGUCCUACUAUUUUGUCCCUAAAACUUGAGUUAUGGCGUCCAAAAGCAAAUUAUUAUAAAUUUACUAUAUUUCACAAACGACGAUUGUAUACACAUGUAAAAUAAAUAAAUAAAAAGACGAUUUCAUUAUGUUAUUGUGCCCCGGAGCGAAAUGUUUUCGUAAUAAUGUAAUAUUUAUAGUCCAUUAAAAAUUAAAAUCCACUAAAUCGUGUGCAAUUGAAUUAGAGUCGCAUCUCUAUGUGUACACACUCGUAUUACAUUAGAAAACAUUUGGUUAUAUUAUUUGUUGAUGUUUUACACUUUAAAUAACCAUACAUUAUAUAUAACAUACACACACGAGUACAUGUAUGGCCCAGAUAUUGAGUUUGUAAUUUUGACAUGUUGGCUUCGUGUCAAAUUAUAUAUACAUGUAUGAAGUUUUCAUUGCGAAAUCUUUUACGAAAAUUAACGGGUAAACAUUACGUAACUGUAUAUUAUAAAUAUUUUAUAUGAAAAUUGCAAUUUAACGCACGGUAAUAAUAAUAAUAAUAAUAAUUGUUCUUUUUGUUUGGUUACAGGACGACUCAUAACGAGCUGGAAAAAAACAGGUAAGAACUAUUGACAUUUUCGAUUACUCUUUAUAAUAAUAAUAAUACACGUACCUAAGUACACCUACAUUACGAGCAACGGUCAAACGAAUUUAAAUUAGACUCUUAAGUCGGCCAUACGGUCGUAUACUAUUAAUUGCUCAUUUCAAGGGGCAAAGGGCCAAAUAGUCUCUCGGUUGUUAUGAUGAUCGUCAUACUGUCUUCUUUUUUUUUUUUCUCUCUGUUUGCCUAUCUCUUUCGGUUUUUCUCCCGAUCAUCAUUGUUAUUUUUGGCUUAAACCACCUCCGGUAUAUUUAAUACGCGACGCUUUAUCAAAAACCGAUUUAAGCGGAGCGAAAUACGAACAUAUUAUUAUUCGGAAGUUCUCGUACAAUAUGCGUGUAAAUAAAUUUUAAGAACAUUGUAUCGGUUAAAUAGAAAUAUCCAAUUAAUAUUGCACAGGGCAGAGAAAAUACGCACAAAAAACAAUAAUGUCUUUACGGAUGAAUCCGCGAGUACACAAUACGAAUUUUCAUCAAGUUUCCAUUUAUAUACCCAUGUUUGAAUUUUAUUGAAAAUAUUAUGCGUUUUACAGUUACUUUUGUUUUCGAAUACUGUUAUAAUACUUUUGUUACGUAUUAAAUUGUAAUAAUAAUAUGAAAUAUGAUAGGUGUAGAUUAAAAAAAUAUAUAUAUAUAUGAUAUGUUAAUUAAACACAAACAAUAAAUCAGUUGAUAUACAUUUAAAUAAUGAUAAUAUUCUAAUUUCCGAUAAGAAGCUGGCAAAUGUACGUUUAUGGUCACGCGGCAAAAAAAAAAAAAAAAAACAAAAAUAAUAACAAUAAUGAAGGAAACGACUUUCGCUACAAUAACGAUCACUAUUACUGGGCACGAAAAAGAAAAGAGGUAUAAUCAAACGGGGUCAUCGGUCUUAGAAUAUUACGGCGAUGAUAAACCCCGUGGUGAUUAUAAAAGUAUUGAGAUUUUCGCAUUGUUCGAUCCGCUGCAGCCUUUCAUAAACAACAAACAACGAGUAUGAUAUUAUUUUGUCGCGUACUACUUUUACGAUUCUAAAUUUGGUCGGACACACUAAUAAUAUAUUACAAUAACAAAAUACGUAUUGUUUUCUGACGACUACUUUUAAUAACGAUAUAAAUAAAAUAUGACAGACGCGUUAGAUGGUGCUGCACUCGUACGCAGUAUAAUUUAUUAAUUCAAUCGAUAUCGACGAUAUUUAUGCAUCGAUAAAUAUUAUUAUGUUAAUAAAAUAUAUAACACAGUCAAUAAUUUUUACUGACGAUUAUAAAAAAAUUGUGCACACGUGUACGGUCGAUAUGGAUUUCAGUUAGGUUGUUAAUAUAUUAGUUUGAAUACGAUCAGCUGCUUUAAUAAUGUAAUAAAAUUAUAUUUUAGCGUCGUCCGAUAAUAUGUAUUUAUCACAAAAUAAACAUAUUUUGUGCUUAUCUCGCAUAGAUAUUUUAUACAUCUGUGUUUAAGCCAGUAUAUAUUUGCAUAAUAUUAGAUUCCGAGCGAAUAGAAAUAUUAUGUAUUUGUGGGUUUAUAAUGCAAUGUGUAUGUGUUUUUGUUUUGUGUUUUUCAAUACAUUUUUUUUAAAAAAUCGGCAAUUUUCUGUACAAGGGAAAAAAUACGAGACUUUACUAUUAUAAUAAUACUUUGUUUGGAAUAUUUUUUGAUUAGCAAUGGCUAUCGUUGCGUAUAGAUACAAAUUAAAUUAUUCUAUAUAUUAUUACUUCCCUUUCAACGUCCCUUGUAUAACAGUGGCAUAUACCCGUAGGCAGUAUCAGCAUCGUUUUAAAAAGAAUAAUCAUAAUUCAAUUCACAUCUUUGAUUACCUACCUAGGUAUACAUAAUAUUAUUAUAAUAAAAAUACAUUUAGUUUUAAUCGAGGUUUUAAUUAUUCCACUGGCAACUGUACCUAAUUUCGUUAAAACCCGUUUAAACUUUAUUACUAAAUUUGAAAAAAUACCUAGGUAAAUAAACGCCUACGUACCUAUUAUAAUAAAAUAUUACUAAUUUACAAUCAUAAUUUCUUUGAUUCUUAAUUUUUUUACAAAUGUUUUUUUUUGAAAUGAUUUUCGGGCCGUAAAUGUAUAUUUAUGUAUUUAUACGAUGCGUCCGUCUCUAUACAUUAUAAAGACAGAAACACGUUUGCUUAAUGUUAAUCCAAACAUUACAAGAUGGCAGUUUAUUUUCAAACGUCCAUAUGGCCAAACCUUUCUCCCACUUGUCCGCUAUAAAUUUAUUAGUAUGUUGAAAAAAUAACCGAGCCCUAUUUUUUAAAUUUUUUUUUCUUUAUUAUUAUUUCGUUAUUAGUUUUAUCUUUUAAAUAAUUAUUUGGAACUGCACCAGAAUGAAAAAUCGUGCGAUUCAUUAUAGCCAUCGUAUUUUUUUAUUUCGUUGGCAAAUUUAAAGUGAUUAUUAAUAAAUUAAGAUUGAUAGAUAUUAUAUUAUUUUUUUAUCACUUUGACAAAAUAUAAUAUAAUUGAUGAUGGUGUUGGUGAACAAAUAAAAUAAAAUAUUCUACGAAGAAUAAAUUACGUUUGGUUACUGAAUAUUUUUUACGAAUAUAUAGAUACGACUAUUUGGCAGAUUAUUAAUUUUAUAAAAUUACAGUAUUAUGAGAAAAGUAUAAAUUCAAAUAUAAAUAUAAUUUAUUUGUUUACAAAAAGUAUGUAUUUUUGUGUAGAGUCGUAAUUUAUUUAAAAAUUUACUUAUUUAAUUAUUUACUUACAAACACAACGGUAUAAGCAAUCUUAUAACCAGUGACGUAACCAGGACGGGGUUGGAGUAUUGUGAUUCCUCCCUCCCUAUUCCUUUUUUUUUAGCUAUUAGUAAAGGUUAAGUAGAAGGUUGUAGACCCUUAAGCCUUCAUAGACCCCUAAAAUCCACUUCCCCCAUUGUUAAAUCCUGGUUACGCCACUGCUUAUAAAUGUAAAGCUAUUCAAAAAUUAGUUUACUUAAGAUUAGUUACCUAGUAAAUUGGAUCCUACAGUUAUUUUUAAUUUAAUACUUAUAUACAGCACUGAAUUAUAUGCGACAACUUGUUAUUUUUUAUACUUAUGUCCAUAAACUGAUUAGAUAUUUGAUGAAUAUAGAUUUAACCAUUAGUUAAAAUAGUUUGUCCAGACAAAAAACAAAUAUUUACCCGAAUUUUGGUAGGCACCCAAAAUAUAAACAAUUAUAUUAAUAAUAUUUAUCCGACUUCCGGGUAUUUACUAAAGGCACAUCACUUAACUAUCAAUUAAUUAUAUGCGUUUUGAGUUCAUGUAGAUAAUAAUAUUUAUUUUUUUGUUUUUCACUUGUAGCGUAGUAUUAAAAUGAUUAUAUUUUCGUUACCGCUAUUUUGUAUUAUACAUAAAAAAAAAAAAAUUAAAAAUGAAUAUUAUGCACGAUAUCCAGGCGUGGUCGUUGAUCUUUUUUGACAGCUGCGCAAACAUUAAACGAACCAUUUUUAGAGUUUCGCUUGUCGGUGGUAGUAAAUUCCAAAAAUUCGAGAACAUCCCAUCUAUAUUCUUGUUGACGGUUUUAAUCGAGGUUUUAAUUUUAUAGCGUCCAUAAAAUGACCCGGUAUUAUUGUACAUUUUUAUAACCCUGAUCGAAUGGCUGUGUGCAGUAAUUAUGACGGUCGAGUGGCCCACGCGGGGAAAAAGGAUUGUCCAGAUAACGUUUUUAUUGUUAGAGAAAUCGAUUUUUCCCAUUUUUUUUUUCAUACACACACACACACACACACACACACACACACAGUUUAUCGUACAAAAAGUUUGGUCAAACUAACACCCUUCACAAAUAAAAAAUCGACCUAGAAUGGCCUUGUUGAUGGUUUUGUAGCGUUAUUCGGAUGCGUGUAUAACCGAUUGAAACUUGUAUUAUUAUGAUGUGGCCAACAACUAUAAUAAUAAUAAUAAUAAUAAUCGAUCGCGCUGCAGUCAAUGUAAAGUAAGAAAAAUAAUAUUUAUUUGUACGAUUGAAGGAAAACGAGUAUAUACUGAUUCGCCAUCAGUUCACUACACAGAAAUCAAAAUGUAUCGCAGGUACUAUUAUUAUUAUUAUUCCUUUAAAACGUGACCAUAGUCAACGGAGCUCGGCUGCCGUCUAUAUAAUAUUCUAUACUCUAUAUAAUAUGAUCACGUUUUAAAAGAAGAAGCUAUACAUUUUGAUUUUGGUCUGUAGUGACCAAAAAUGAUCGUAGAGAGACAGUAACCGCGUUCUGUUGACUAUUUGAAUUACAAUUUAUAAUGUAUCGAAUCUAAUGCAUACAAAACGAAACCGUAUUAAAAUUUGAAUUGAAAUGUGUGGACAUUUUUCAACUUUUUCGGGCAAAGUCAAAGACAAAAAUAUUAUUACUACAGCCAAAGGGUAACUCUCGACAGCCUAUAAAAAGAGAGAUGAUUUUUUUAGGCCGUUAUAAUUAUAUAUGUACAUCGAUUGUUGACACUUGAUGGUUGUGAUAUUCUACAUUUCCGAUUGAAACUGGUUUUAUUCAUUAUUAUUAUAAUUUAGUUUUAAUUUCGCAUUUGUAUUUAUAUAAUACUCAAUGAUUUUUUUUAGGAUUUGAUCUAUUUUAUUGAAAAUAAAUCAUUCUUAUUUAUCUUUUUUUUUAAAUACAGUCUUAUGUCAUUGUGUAAAUUAUCUUUAAGUAAUAUAAGUACAUUUAAGUGCCCAUAUUAUUAUUAUUAUUAUUAUUUGGGAAAAAUAUUAUUUUCAUAUCACUUUAUACAAGUCAUUUUUUCUGUCAGAAAGCAUUUUGACUUUUAAAUGAAAUGAGAUAUCGACUUGAAAUACGCUCUUAAUAUUAUAUUACCCAUAACGAUCACUUAAAUAAAAAACCUAAAAAUGGUACAAACAUUUUCAAGUGCGCGAGUCCAACUCGCACUUGACCAAUUUUAAAAAAAAAAUUUAGUCACGAUAUUCUAUGAAAUUUGGAUCUAAUAAAAAUACAACGUAUGUAUUGUAAUAUUUUAUUUUAUAAUUUAUUUAUUUUUUAUUAUAUUUUACCCAAUCCUAAAAGUAGAAAUCUAUAGUUUUCAAUAGAACCGAGAUUUUAAAAACUUAGGGUCAAUCUUUGCGUAUCGGUCAGUGGUAUAUAAAUUUUAGAUUCCCUUCUUUCAGAAAUCAGCACUUCUAGGGUCCAGAUUAACCGAGUGUUAACCGAACCAAAACAAAACAUAAAAAAAAAUUAAUAGCGAAGAUACUUGUUUAUACAGAUGUUUAUAUGGACUUGUAAAUCUGCCGGGAUGUAGAUCUUUAUCAAGGGAUUUAAAUAUACCACUUAUACAACACUUUAUUACAUCGGCGAUCAUACUUGGAGCGAAAACGUGGCUAUUACGAAAGGUAGGUGAAAGAAAACUGAUAGCUUGGGCGAGGAACGUUUUGAGGAGAAUUUACUUAUCAAUAAAGGAUGUCAUUAACAAUGAGUAGUGAAGAUUAGGAACAUGUAAUGAACUGGAAUCAAUCUUUCACAGACCCAACGUCUUUGAGACGACUAUAUUAUAGGCUGCAUAAUAGGCUCAGCAUAGUCAGAUCUCUUGUUGUGCCUAGUACUGGAAAACUGUAGGGUAACCGGUGAUUGAAAAGUGGCCAUUGAAGUGGUAAAAAAAGACAUUGGGCGGAGAUUCAGAUUGAAAAGAACGAGCGUCUGACAGAGAUGACUGGAGAAAUGGGAUGUAUGACGGGAUGAUGCCAGCGGCGAAGAGUGCUCGAAGAAGAAGAUUCUAUUUAUCUGAUUUAUAAUAUAUGUAUAUAUAUAUGCUUAAAUCUUAACAAGACUUCUGUAUACGUAUACAUAUAAAUGUUAUGCGAUUUUGUCGAAAUUCGAAAUGAAUGUUGUUGCGGCGUGUGUAACUAUCGUUGCAGUAUUCUGUACGAUAUAAUAUGUAUAUACAAACGGUAUUAUAUUUUAUGUUCGGUUUGUGUUAUUCUGACGUUUUAACUGUAUAAUAUGGUUCAACGACCAUUUUCCGCAGAGCUAUAUAAUAUGAUAUCGCGUUCAUUACGGCUGCAGCUGGCGACAGUGACUGUGCUCUUCCCGUACAGUAAUUCGUGUCCUUAUUUUACGCUCGUUUGUAUAUUGGAUUUCCGUUCAGUCCACUAACGCCAACCGCAGCGAAAACUGCGACGUUCGGAAGACGCGGCCGUCGAGAAAAUGGGUACCUCGGACACGGUCCAGAGUAAACGAAAACUAACUGUCAACAUCUCAUCAAUAUUGUGAUGAAAUUGAAUAUGUUACGUUACGCGCGCGUAUAUUAUAGGAUGCACGUGGGCACCACGCGGGAUGCUGCAAAAAGCCACGGCCGCGCUAAAUCGAAUUGUCGCCCCGCGAAAGAAAACGGGCGAACGUUAAAAAACAAUAAUAACUUAUUGAAAUAUCACGCGUUGCCGUGUGACGUGUUUUAUUACGGCGUGCGGAUGUGUUGGCGUUUUUUUUUCUCUUCCGUUUGUAAACGAGUUUUCGGCCGGAUAAUUUGCUCCGAACAAAAAACACUGUUUACCUGUUAUAUUGCUAUUAUUGUUAUAUGAGAUUUUUUCCUAUAGAAUUUCGGAUUCAAUUUGGUUUGGGUAAGUGGAGGUGAUUUGUUGCUGUUUUUUUUUUUUUUUUUUUUUUUUUUUUUUUUUUGGUCUAUUUACUAAGAAAAUGUAAAAAACAACGUACAAAGACUUGAACAUACACGCUACACAGAUUUUUUAAAAAAUGAAUUUUGGUUUUUUCUUGGUCUAUUUACUAAGAAAAUGUAAAAAACAACGUACAAAGACUUGAACAUUUCAUAUCAAUAAUGUUUGUGUAUUCGAAUUUUCUAGACGCGUGGUAUGGUUUUUAAAAAUAUUUUUGCUGUUUUUAAAUUGUGCAUUUGACAUUUUCGAUUAGUUUUUAUUCGGUUAAUGUGAAUAUUCGAAUGUCUUUGAUAUGACGUUCUACACAUUAUUAGCAAAGUUGUUCUUAGUGAUGAAAAAUUAAAAGCUGAAUGCAUUGGCGAAAUUUUUUACAUCUCAAAAAGCGUUUGAUAUAAUGUUAAUAUUUCGUUAAAAUAUAUACUUACAUAAAUCUUAAAAUUUUGCCAACUUUCCCAUAAGAAAUCUUGCUUUAAUCAUCAACACGCACGGGGGAUAGUUUCUGGUAGCAAAUUUUGUCUAGUCGAUGUAUUGAGUAGUUCAUUUUUUUAUUUUCCUUAAAACUGGGAUAUUAACGUUUUCUGUUAUUUUCGAUAUUGUUUAUGUGUUUUCAUUAAGCGAAACAUAAUCGCAGAGUUCUGAAAUCAUGACCGAAUACUUGUAUAAGUAUUUUAUAGACGUAGUAUAAUUUUAAAAAUAUUCUGGCGUUUUUCGGUUUUGUUUUUUUAUAGCUAUUUGAGUUUUUUAUGCGAAAAAAAUAUAUAAUUAUUACCAACGUGCUUUAAGUUCAAAUUCGUUAAAAACACGAACAAUUAUAAUUUAUUAUUUAUAGUAACUGAUUACAACAACUUAAAUUUAUCAAUAACACACGUUUGACCAAAUUUCGUUCCGAAUCGUUUUUCGUUCGCGAUAAAUUAUCAUUGCGUACAAAAUAAAUUACUCCCUCUAUUACCUUUUUGGUUUGUCAGUUAUAUUUUUUACGUACUCACUGUACACCAUCUCACUCGUAUAUGCGUAUACAAAUAUAGGGAAAGUUGUACAUGCACGUUUUUAUAAUAUUAUAAUAUUACGUUCAAUGACUAUACAGGGUUGUCCCACAGAUAUUUGACUUAUUGAUAUAUUUUGACAACUUUGGUUCUGUUCAAUAUUUUUAUGUUUUUUUAUGAAUAAUUAAUUAUUUGAGUUUAACGCUGUGAUGUUUAUAUAUUUUUUAAAAAACAUUAAACACUUUUGUGUACACAAACAUAAUGUCACCGUGGAUUUCGUAAAUAAAAAAAAAAAAAAUUCCAUUUUUAGUGGUUUUUUUUUCGUGGAAAAAUACAUAAAAAUAACGGCGCGCGAGGCCCGGUAUAAAUAGUAAUAGUAUUGUGUGCGAAGCGAAAAACGUCUAAAACCGCCAUCGAACACCGAACAAAAGUUAUCGCGUUUGCGUCCGAUCGCCGCCGCGAGACACCCUGUAUGCGUAGUAAUGACUACGUACAUUGUAAUGUAGGUACGCGCGUACGUAGCACACGCGAUUCAGUGUGUUAUAAUAAUACGCGCGUUCCCCUUCCUACGGUCGGACCUUGACCUUCCUCAAUCGGCGGCGUGCGAUAUAUAUACAUAUAUACACACACACACGUGUGUGUGUGCGUGUGUGCGCGUGUAAUACGAAUCGCAUACGUCGUUUAUAUUAUUAUUAUCAAGUAGGGGUACCGUACUCGUACACGCGAGUGUGUUAUUAUUAUUAUUAUAAUAUAUAUUAUUGAUCGUACGCGACGACGACGCGUUAUUAUUUAAUCGGCGUACCGAGCCACCGGGGCGUUGAUAAAAAUAAUAAUAAUAAUAAUAUCAUUUCUCUUAUCAUGUCGUUUGUUAUUUUUUCUAUUUGUUCUUCAAAGAAAACGCACGCGCGACCUACAUUAUACACCGCGGUGCGACACGACGAUAAUAACGCGCGCGACGUAUCUAGAGGUAUGCGCGCGCGCGUGUGUGUGUGUGUGUGGGUGUGUGGGUGAUAUGCAAUUUUGGCCUUGCGUCCGUUUUGCGACUUUUACUACAACGAUCGGGUCAACGGCGGCGCGCACCGCGAAUAAUGAUAACAAUCAUAAUAAUUAUAAUAAAAACAUUUUAAAAAAAACGACGCGCGCGCGGUCGACCGGGCAGCGCGUUUCCGUACAGACCCGGCGACUCGGUUCCGCCGCGCGCCGUCCGAAAACCCGGAGAUCCGCUGGCUUCCCGUGACGAAUCGGCUGUCGAGCGGACGAUGUUUUCGCGAUUCGCGGAGCCCGACCGGGUACCGUACCUGUCCACGCGCCGCACAGUCCGCCGGCCCGCGAAUCCGAAACGCCCGUGCGGAAGUCCGCGUUUGCAGACGCCCAGCGUUAUUGUUGGGCGUGCAGCGAAACGAAAUUGUCGCGGUAAAGUUUUGCCGGGACGCGUUUUAUUUUUGUCCGCGCCUUUUCGGUAGUGGUUUUUUCCGCCGUGUUUUCAGGCGCGUGAAGUUGUGCGGGAUUUUGUGCCCGGGCGCGCCAUUCACUCCUCGAAAACAACGUCUAUGGUAGACUACCGCCGACAGCUUUUCCGGAGAGAAAAAAAAAACAACGGACAACGCGCAAACGGCGUUCAUUUAUCGACUUGUGCCUGGCGGGUGGUGGUGCGAGGAACAACAACACACACACGACUAACAUCGUACCGUGUUACCUUUUCUGCAGUUUACCGAGCUCCGCUCGAAAUCGCGGUUUUUUCACAUUGUACCGGUUUAUCGUGUGUAAACAUUGAAUGUGCCCUACAUCAGCCGCACGUACACAGCAGUGGCGUGCCCCGGUGCACGCCGUGUGUAAAGUGCGUCCGGCAUUUAUCGCGUAGUAAGUUAACGGAAUCUCAGCACUGGUUUCGGCGGCGACCAAUCGGCGAGCCUAUACGGAAAUACGCGACCCGGCGGGCCGCCGGUGCCGCUGUUGGCGCGUGCCUCAGCCCUGGCGGCCGGUCGCGUCAUAAAUCGUCAGCAACGCGCGUUUGGCACUCGUCCACCCGGACCGUGAAUUAUGAUCCUUAUUUUCAAUGUGAUUUUUUUUUUUUUCGGCUACUUACAUGUUGUUUUUUUUCUUCUUAAAAUAUUGGUAUUCGAUUUUCGUUUUUUCAUGCAAGUGCACCGAACACGUUAACCGCGAGGGGUCGCGCGAAUCUUAAAUACGUGUCUACAAAACGCGUGCACGUUAUUAAUAAUCAAAUAUUAUGUUUACAUUUCGAACUGUGCAGUCGUUUUAAACACUCGUACGCACAUUAUAACAGUUUCUGAAUUUAUCAACUAGGCAAAAAUUAUCGGACGAUCGCGGAUUCAGAGCGUAUCUGAGAAUGUAUGUUUGAUUAUAAGCAGUGAUUUUUUCUUUUCCUCUUGAGACCGCCGGAAUAUAGAUACAAUUAUAAUGUACUCGAUGUAUAUCAUAUAAUAUAUAAUAUUCAGUACAAUAAUAAUAUAUGCACUAAUUUGAACUUUAAGCCAUUAGUGUAGGCAUCUAAAAAUUAUAGGCAAGUACCUGUAUGCGUAUGUGUACCUAUAUAAUUAUACCUAUUAUACAUUAUGCAUAAAUGGUUUGUAAUAAUUUUUUUGUACCGGCGACGUAACUGCAAUAUAAUAUACGUGGGUAAUUAUUAAGCAUGCUUUAUAGGCGGUUACAUGGGUUUUUUUCCCCCAAAAACAGCAAACAUCUCAUUAUUAAAAUUACGUUACAUUAUAUGCUUAUAUAUAGUUUUUAAUUUGUCGGCCGGUAAAUUUAAUAGCGUGUACGGCAAAUCGCUUUGGGUCGUGUGUAUUUACAUUUAUAUAAUGGCAUUUUACACACGUUAAAGGGAAAAACAAAUAUUGGCCCUACGGGGGUUCGUGCGGCUUAUAUAUAUAUUAUUUACAAUCACUUUUUAUUUACAAAACUGACCUUUACAAGACACUAUUUCGGUUGUUUUUAAUGUUAAAAUAAUAUAUCGAGAAACGUACACGAACAAUACGUAACGUAACAUAACUUGUGUAUCGUUAUAUUUUAACAAUAAAUUCAGUAGGCACUCAUAAUAAAAGUUGUUUAUAAUAAUAUUAUAUUGUUGUAAAUCUUAUUUUAGAUUCGCUGUAGCGAGGAAGCUAUUCGAAUUUUUACUAUUCGUGUGUUUCUAUUUCUCGGAAAACAAAUUUUCGGUCUGUAAAAAUGCUCCAAAUUAUAUUUACACCGUACCGUAAAGAAAUGUGAAGGCGAUUCUAAAAAAAAAAAACCACGAUAUACAUCAUAUUUAGGUAUGCCUUUAGUGCAUUAAAGACAUUAUUCGAAGAAAGCCUAUAAUUUUAUAUGUAGGUAUACUUAUUAUACAAUUGAAUUUAAAAUUGCUGUGUUCUUUACACGUGUCAAGUGUAUAUAUUUUCAAUACUUUGAAAAUGUAUUUUACCAGACGUAUACACAAGAAAAUAUACAAAUAGAAACAAUAUAUUAUUUAAAACAAUAUAAUUAAUAAGUUAACAUAAUAACGCGAUAAAAGAUUAAGUGUUUUAACUCUAAGACGGCUGCAGUGAGUCAAUAAACACUUAAUCAAUUAUAACACAAUGACUAAUUAUUGUAAUACCUAUAAUCAAUAAUGUUUAAUAUGAAAAUGUAAUACUUUCACGCUGCAGUAUUGCAUUUAUUAUGAAUAUAGAUAAAAUCGUCAGUAAAGAGAUAAUAGGAUGAAAAUUUAGAUCGAUUCCCUGAAAAUUAAUAACGUGUAAUUUAAAUUUUGAACUAUAGAAAAUUUAAUCGAUUUAAAUUAUUUGUAUUGCUGAUUUUGCUAUUGCAUACAAAAUAUGAUUACACAAUUCAUUUUGUACAUUUUUUUAUUAUCGUUUUAGAUUCUGAGGAAAUCAAUCAAUGUGUUAGUUUUUAUUACUACGAAAUAUGA